Carassius auratus (goldfish) is the source of this 3976-nucleotide messenger RNA. Its product is annotated as palmitoyltransferase ZDHHC18. The record is from RefSeq and is a predicted model, not a curated record. The coding region runs from base 403 to 1773 and encodes 456 amino acids. Gene Ontology annotation, biological process: protein targeting to membrane; peptidyl-L-cysteine S-palmitoylation. Gene Ontology annotation, molecular function: protein-cysteine S-palmitoyltransferase activity. NCBI's taxonomy places the organism in Eukaryota, Metazoa, Chordata, Actinopteri, Cypriniformes, Cyprinidae. The transcript is spliced from 9 exons. Gene Ontology annotation, cellular component: Golgi apparatus; endoplasmic reticulum.
ACUCUAAACACCAUUGAUGGUUAAUCCAUGAGAAGCUUUCAACAGAUUAUGCCAUGAGAGAUAUUGGGCAGCUGCUGUCAUGUGAAGAGCAUCUGAGGACUGUUACGUCACAUCCUGUGUGCGAGCAUCAUCUGCGCGCGGAUCAUCAUUCAUUGCGCUCUUCAUGUAAACACUGAUGCUCGCUCUGCGUCCGUCAUUUAUUACACCAAGGUUUUUAUUACACCGAGGGACCACAGCAAAGCCGCCGCUUUCCUGAAGCUUGCAGCGAGGACGCGUCUGUGACGUCGCGUUACGUCGCGCGCCGAUCGGACUGCGGUCUGUUCUCUAAUAAAGCAUGACGCCAUCGCGCGACAUCUCUCCGCGCAGCAGCUGAUGUUUGACCGACGCUGAUCGCCGGGAAGGAUGAAAAACCGAGAAUAUCAGCAGAUAGAUCCCCAGGCGCUCGCGACGCCUCCGCCCGAUCACACGUCCAGACGACUCCGGAGGAAAUGGGAGGUGUUUCCCGGGAAAAACCGCUUCUGCUGCGAGGGACGCAUCAUCGCGGCGCGUCAAAGCGGCGUGCUGCCGCUCACACUGGCGCUCAUCCUGCUCACCAGCGGACUCUUCUUCAUAUUCGACUGCCCGUACCUGGUGCAGAACCUCACCGGCUGCAUCCCGGCCAUCGGAGGGGUCCUGUUUGUGUUUGUGAUGGUCUCUCUCCUCCAGACCAGCUUCACGGAUCCGGGGAUUCUGCCCCGGGCCACACCAGAGGAGGCGGCAGACGUCGAGAAGCAGAUCGACAACCCGACGGGCUCGUCCUCGUCUUACCGCCCCCCGCCGCGCACCAAGGAGGUCGUCAUCAACCAGCAGGUGGUUAAACUCAAGUACUGCUUCACCUGCAAGAUCUUCCGUCCGCCGCGCACCUCCCACUGCAGCCUGUGUGACAACUGUGUGGAGCGCUUCGAUCAUCACUGCCCCUGGGUCGGCAACUGUGUGGGAAAACGAAACUAUCGCUUCUUCUACGCCUUCAUCGUCUCGCUGUCUUUCCUCACGACCUUCAUCUUCGCUUGUGCAACCACACACCUGGCUCUGAGGUCACGAGGAGGAAAUGGGUUGGUUAUUGCUCUCCAAGAGAGUCCUGCCAGUGCUCUUGAGCUAGUGGUUUGCUUCUUUUCAGUUUGGUCCAUUUUGGGCCUCUCAGGCUUCCAUACAUACCUGGUAGCUGCAAAUCUUACUACCAAUGAGGAUAUUAAAGGCUCCUGGUCAGGGAAAAGUGGAGGUGAGGAUGUUGGAAAUCCUUACAGUUACAACAGCAUUAUCAAAAACUGCUGUUCUGUGCUCUGUGGACCCAUGCCUCCCAGUUUGAUUGACAGGCGAGGCUUUGUGCCCUCCGAUGACUCCGUCCAGACCAGUCCUGUGGAAAUCCAGCUCCCAGCUGCUAAAAACGACAAAAACAUGUGCACACAGGGAACCAAAGGUCUGCUGGAAACGGCCUCUCGAUCUCCUCUCCUCACAAGCUCCUGUCCGCAGGCCAAACCUCAAGCCAUGCCGGCCGUCUUGGAGACUCUUCCAGAGAUCGUCCCGUCACCUGAACCCCACCCUCCCAAAACCACUGGAGGACGCCAGUCGACCAACACCCCUCACAAACAUCACUCCCACCACAGAUCCAAGGCAAAACAGACCACUCAUCACACGCACAAGACCUCCAACUCCUCGCCAAGACCUUAUCACAGCCACAGUUCAAGACGGAAAGACUCCAAGAACAGAGACCCAAAAUUCAGUUCUCUGCGCUGAGCAUCGGACCUGCAACGUCCUGUGAUGGUGCAUGGUAAUGCAUUUCCUGGAUCAUUUGAAUUUGUCUUCAUCAGACUUUGGCUUUGGUUGUGACUUCAAACAAACAGGUAUGAUAGUACCAGAAAGAUCUCCAGCUUUAUGAAACUGCCGACUGUAUUAUUCUUCUGUUGAGGAACACCAUCAAAUCUGCAACCUGGAGAACAAAUAUGAGUAUGGACUUCUGUUAACAGAUCGAUGACUGGGAAACUGGAAAAGUGUUUCCAUAUAAACAAGCACAAAGGUCUCAAGAGUGAAAAGCAGAGCAAUUGCAAAUCUUAACAGUGAAAUCCAAAAUGUGCUUCAUCAGAACAUCACUAAUGGAACAACAACACUGUCGUCCUUGAUGUGGACAUGAACUCUGGGAUGCUUUUCUCUGCCCUUUUAGGUCUCAUUGGGGAGGCAUUGGUAAGGCUUCAGUAAACAAAGAACCAAACAUCUUUAUGCAAAAAUAAGAGCAUGCCUGGAGAAUAUAGCUCACAAUCAUUCUUCAUCCGUCAUAGGGCUUCACGAUGAAUUGUAUUAUAAUCACCAUCAUGGUUUUCUGUGAUAUUUGCCCACUGGUAAUUUGUCCUCAAAACCUCUCAGUUUUAUUGUUGCGGUUGCCAGAUGUCAAGAGUUUAAAUCCCCCGCAAUCAUAGCUCCUUUCAUGAAUUGAUACUUUUUCUGACCAGUGGUUUACUUAAUCAGUGUCGCCAGCUAAGCGAUAAGCUUGUUUUUUUGUUUUGUUUUUAAUUCACGAUGCAUUUCUAUUACAGAUUUGGACAAAUCUUUUGCGACAUUUGAUAAAUGUUGAUAGAAAACUAUUUCCAUUAACCAGUGUUAAGUGACCUAAACACAAUUUUUUUCUCUUGCGAUAAGUCAUGCUGUUGGAUGUUGAUAGGUUUAUGUAUAUCAUCCCCACCGUACUAGCCAUUAUUUUUAGAAGGAGACAGAGGCGUUAUCUUUAGCGAAGCAUCGUAUACCCGAGCCUCUUCUGGGAUGCUUCUGAAACAUGCUGUGGUACGGCUGGUAUAAACACGGGCACUGACUUAAGCGGCCAUGCUCAGCUUCUAUGGCUGUGAUAGACGUAACGUGCCACAGUGUAAUUAAGGGUUAUUCAAGCAUUAAUGGCUAGGAAAGCCCUUUAUACUUGAGAGUGGCCACAUAUGAGGUGCUUCUUGGAAGUUAUAGUACAUCAAAGAAUGAUCAUGUGACUUUUACGUACGCCCAUGUGACCUGUAAAUGUGAAAAACCUUCCAUUGGAGUUUUGCGAAAUAUUCCUUUUUGAAUUUCCUGAAAAACCACCUCAUGCGAGCAUAGGACCUUUUUGUGAUACAUGGGAGUCUGACGUGCUUCCAUUGAGCUUAUUUUCAAUUUGCAGUUUCAGUUUGUGCAAUUUAAAGGGUAAUGGAAAUGCAGCUACUAGCGACAAAUCUAGCAGCUUUUUGGACAGACUUUAGCUACUUUCCGAAACUACUUUCAAUUGAAAAUGAUGAGCAACACUAAUCUUCCCAACUAGGCAACCAUUCACACACGCUUUCUCUACAUUACGGAAAAAGCACUUUUGAGCUGAAAACAUCUCUGAGAUAUUCUGCUCAAAUAAAAGAUGUGUAUAAAGUUGUGAUAAUACAUUUAGAGUUAAAUAAUCACAAUCAACCAUUUCACCAUCAUGAUGCAGCCCUGAUCCAUCAUGUUGAACAAGAAUCUUCUCAUUUUCCCAAAGGACUUGAGCAUGAUUUUGUAACAUUUUGUGUUUGAACAUGGUCAUAGUGUGCACAAGUACCUGCUAAUGUGAAUGAGAUGAAGCCUCCGAGUUUCCUGAUCACCGUGUUGAAGAUCUAGUUGAAAAGUUAAUCUGAGUGUUUCUCUCUAAACCUGGUCAGGUCUGUUGUUCUUCACGUUGUAUUCCUGCCCACCGCUGUCUAUCAGUAAUUAGUAAAGGAACAGUCUUAAUGCACUAACUCUCAAUGCAGCAAUACGUUAAUGUUUUAGUCCUUCAUCGUUGCACUCAUGUGCGGCUGUAUGCAUGGACACUUUGUGUUCGGAUGGGAAUGUGGGUGUCGUGUUGUUAUCCAGGUUUUGACUUGAUAUGCAAACUGAAUGUUAUUUAUGAAUGCUGAUACUGAUCCUGUGUUUCUCAAGACCUCUGCAACAUUUGCACAAAUAAAUACCAAGUACUAACAGA